Messenger RNA from Pygoscelis adeliae (Adelie penguin), 2197 nucleotides. It is a transcript of the gene VCAN, whose product is annotated as versican. Bases 79 to 2046 code for a protein of 655 amino acids. Lineage: Eukaryota; Metazoa; Chordata; Aves; Sphenisciformes; Spheniscidae. Gene Ontology annotation, molecular function: hyaluronic acid binding; calcium ion binding. The record is from RefSeq and is a predicted model, not a curated record. Gene Ontology annotation, biological process: cell adhesion. The transcript has 13 exons.
CUGGGAUCUCUGGACUAGCCUAGCCACCACGUUGUGAUUUUUUGCAAUCUCUGCAAUACGCUACCUUUUAAGGUCAAGAUGUUGUUAAGUAUAAAAAGUAUCUUAUGGAUGUACUCUACGUUAGUUAUAACAUAUAUGCUACCUAAAGUUAAAGCAGAAAAAAAAACCCUGGUAAAGGGAUCUCUCUCUGGAACUUCAGUCCUGCCAUGCUUCUUUUCAACCACACCCACUAUAGCCUCCAGCUAUGCAGCUGAGUAUCUUCGAAUCAAAUGGUCAAAGGUUGAACUGGAUAAAAGUGGAAAAGAUGCAAAAGAAACCACAGUCCUGGUGGCCCAAAAUGGCAACAUCAAAAUAGGUCAAAGCUACAAAGACAGAGUGUCUGUUCCGACCCAUUCAGAGGAGACUGGUGACGCUUCGCUGACUUUCUCUAAGCUGCGUGCAAGUGAUGCAGGGGUGUAUCGCUGUGAUGUUAUGUACGGAGUUGAAGACACACAAGGCAUUGUAUCAUUGGCUGUUGAGGGUGUUGUAUUUCACUAUCGUGCAGCAACCAGCAGGUACACUCUGAAUUUUACACAAGCUCAGCAGACUUGUCUGGACAACGGUGCUGUCAUAGCAAGCCCAGAACAACUGAAAGCAGCCUAUGAAGAUGGAUUUGAGCAAUGUGAUGCUGGCUGGUUGUCUGACCAGACUGUUAGGUAUCCAAUUAGACAUCCAAGAAUUGGCUGCUUUGGAGAUAAAAUGGGAAAGAAAGGAGUCAGAACAUAUGGGCGCCGUUUUCCUAAUGAAACUUAUGAUGUGUAUUGCUAUGUGGAACACAUGGAAGAUGAAGUGGUUCAUGUCUCAGUCCCUGAGAAGCUCACCUUUGAGGAAGCUAAAGAGCUGUGUCGGAAAAGAGAUGGCAUUCUUGCUUCUGUUGGGAACCUGUAUGUCGCCUGGAGGAAUGGCUUUGACCAGUGUGACUAUGGCUGGCUGGCGGAUGGCAGCGUUCGUUACCCAGCCUCGGUGGCAAGGCCCCAGUGUGGUGGAGGUUUACUUGGGGUGAGAACCCUGUAUCGCUAUGAGAACCAAACAGGCUUUCCUUACCCAGAUAGCAAGUUUGAUGCCUACUGCUACGAACGCCAAGAUCCAUGCAAAAGCAAUCCCUGCCUUAACGGUGGUACCUGCUAUCCGCGUGGUUCAUUUUACAUCUGUACAUGUUUGCCAGGUUUCAAUGGCGAGCAGUGUGAAUUAGAUAUCGAUGAAUGCCAGUCUAACCCAUGCCGGAAUGGAGCCACAUGUAUAGAUGGCCUCAAUACCUUUACUUGCUUGUGUCUGCCAAGCUAUAUAGGUGCUCUCUGUGAACAAGACACAGAGACUUGUGAUUACGGCUGGCACAAGUUCCAAGGACAGUGCUACAAAUACUUUGCUCAUCGGCGUACAUGGGACACGGCUGAAAGGGAAUGCCGUCUUCAGGGAGCACACUUGACAAGCAUCUUGUCUCAUGAGGAGCAGAUCUUUGUGAACCGUAUUGGGCAUGACUACCAAUGGAUUGGCCUCAAUGACAAGAUGUUUGAGCGUGAUUUCCGCUGGACUGAUGGUAGCCCGCUGCAAUAUGAGAACUGGCGACCAAACCAGCCAGACAGCUUCUUUUCUGCUGGAGAAGACUGUGUUGUUAUAAUAUGGCAUGAGAAUGGGCAGUGGAAUGAUGUACCAUGCAAUUAUCACCUUACCUAUACCUGCAAGAAAGGAACAGUUGCUUGUGGUCAGCCUCCUGUUGUGGAAAAUGCAAAGACCUUUGGGAAGAUGAAACCUCGUUAUGAGAUCAACUCCCUUAUUAGAUAUCACUGCAAAGAUGGUUUCAUCCAGCGCCAUAUUCCAACCAUCCGGUGUCAAGGGAAUGGAAGAUGGGAUAUGCCUAAAAUUACUUGCAUGAAUCCAUCCACAUACCAAAGGACUUACUCUAAGAAAUACUACUAUAAACAUUCUUCAUCAGGAAAGGGAUCAUCGUUAAAUUCAUCAAAGCACUAUCAUCGCUGGAUCAGGACAUGGCAGGACUCAAGGCGCUGAGAGCUAAAUGGUGAAUGGGGAUUUCCACCAUUUCAGCCAAAGUCAUAACUUUCUGUGCCUUUUCUAUCACUUAUAGGAGUAUUAUCAAAUUGUUUUGAAACUAUGGACUGCGGUAUUCACAAUGCAUCUUGCAAAAAUAUGGUGUUUAUCA